Rhodamnia argentea is the source of this 2079-nucleotide messenger RNA. Its product is annotated as probable inactive receptor kinase At2g26730. Gene Ontology annotation, biological process: protein phosphorylation. NCBI's taxonomy places the organism in Eukaryota, Viridiplantae, Streptophyta, Magnoliopsida, Myrtales, Myrtaceae. Bases 120 to 1991 code for a protein of 623 amino acids. The transcript has 3 exons. The record is from RefSeq and is a predicted model, not a curated record. Gene Ontology annotation, molecular function: ATP binding; protein kinase activity; protein binding.
CAUUGGAAUCUUCUCCCAAUCCCACAAUCAGCAUUAAACAGACCCAAGACAUCCUCCCUCCUAUUUAGAUCUCUCGAUGCACAACUCCCGAGUCCGCGACAAUCCUGAAUUGUCCGAAAAUGCGGCGAACUCUGUCCUGGGUGCUGGCAGUGCCUUUCUUUUGGCUCCUGGGUUUGACGGGUUCGGUGGUCGAAGUGGAGGUCAGGAGCUCGCUAAUCAGCUUCCUGGGAAACCUCUCGAACAGCGCUGCUGCUAUCGGCUGGGAACGAGAGUCCGACCCCUGCCUCGACAGCUGGAACGGCGUAGUUUGUAACGUGGGAAAUGCUUCCGUGACGAGAUUGCGCCUCGAAGGGCUCAAUCUUUCGGGGAGUCUCGAUGUGGGUUCUCUCUGCAAUGUUCCUGCGGUCGCGCAAUCUCUUACUCACCUCAUUCUCAAUGGGAACAACCUCCGUGGUGGAGUGCCCGCCGAGAUCUCGAUUUGCAGGCAACUCACUCACUUGCAAAUCGGCGGGAACAAGUUCGAGGGGAAACUUCCCGACUCGCUAGCAGCGUUGGAUAAUCUCAAAGUCCUUAAUGUUUCGCACAAUAACUUUUCUGGCACCUUGCCAAAUUUGUCCAGGAUUUCGGGGCUUCAGACUUUCCUGGCUCAGGAAAAUCAGCUGAGUGGGAAGAUUCCCGUGUUCGACUUCUACAACUUGGAUGACUUCAAUGUCUCCUUCAACAACUUCAGCGGCCAAAUCCCGGAUGUCGCCCGUUAUUUCAAUUCGAGUAGCUUUAUCGGCAACCCAUUACUUUGUGGAUAUCCGCUCCAGAAGAACUGUCCGCGAGAUAAAGGGAAAGGCAGCUCGGGCGACCAGGAACUUAUGUACUCGGGCUAUGCAAUAUUGGGUUCAAUUCUUGUCGGCAUAGUUGUCUUCAAGCUCUGCAAGAAGAAGAGGAAGACGGAUGAGGAUGAUGCGGAAAACAAGGUAUUAGCAAUCGACGGAAGCAGGAACAAAGCUACUGUUCCGUCAAGUGAGCACAGAACUAGUGCUAUUCCUAAUAGAUCCGAAGUUUCGGCUAACUCAGUUGAGAGUGGAACGGUCUCGUCAUCGCUCGUAGUCAUCACGAGCCCAACCAUGAAGGGGCUGAGGUUGGAAGAGCUGCUUCGGGCUCCGGCCGAAAUGCUCAGGAGAGGAAAGCACGGGAGCCUCUACAAGGUCAUAUGCGACAGCGGGGAGACGUACGCAGUGAAGAGGAUCAAGGACUGGGCGAUCUCGGGCGAGGACUUCAAGAAGAGGAUGCAGAGGAUAGACCAGGUGAAGCAUCCGAACGUGCUCUCGGUCGCCGCCUUCUACUCCUUCAAGCAAGAGAAGCUUCUGGUGUAUGAAUUUCAGCAAAAUGGAAGCCUGUUCAUGCUCCUUCAUGGAACCCAAAUGGGAAAAGCAUUUCAGUGGGGCAGCAGACUCAACUUUGCAGCCAGCAUCGCCGAGGGUCUCGCCGCUAUGCAUCGAGAGCUUAGCGACGUCGACAUUGCUCAUGGCAAUCUGAAAUCCUCCAACAUCUUGCUUACUAAGGACAUGGAGCCCUGCAUCAGUGAGUAUGGUCUAAUGGCGCAGUACGACCACCAGGAGAUGACUCCAUCGACAAACCCCGGGCUCAAACCUGACGACAAACCCAAUUCAAGCAUGUCGAGGGCCUUCGGUUCGGAUGUGUACAGCUUCGGCGUGAUCCUCCUCGAGCUGCUGACCAGGAAGAUGGUCCACGACAGCGGGUUCGACUUGCCCAAGUGGGUCCUCUCCGUCGUUCAGGAAGAGUGGACCGUGGAAGUGUUCGACAAGUCCCUGAUAUCGGAAGGAGCGAGCGAGGAGCAGAUGGUGUACUUGCUCCAGGUGGCCAUCAAAUGCGUGAACCGCUCGCCGGAGGCAAGGCCGAGCAUGACCCAGGUCGCUUCCAUGAUCGCCACGAUAAAAGACGAGGAAGACAGGUCUCUCUCGCCAAAGAGAUCAUAGAGAAUUCACCGUUGGGUGGCAGUAGGAAUCAGGACUAGGAUAAAGUAAUAUUUCUUGCCAAUUUGGAGUAUGACUCUGGCUUUUUGUU